AUGUCAAAAAAAACCUCCAAUUUCCCACUUCAAAUAUUAAGAGAAUACGCAAAAGUCCGAUCUCCAGCCAGAAACAUUCCACCUUCCGUACUGCUCUCUCACACACCUUACGUCAUGUCAAUCCACGAUGCAUAUCCUAAAUCUAAAUAUCAUUUUUUGAUCUUACCUCGAUUUCCUUACCCACCCGAGGCUGAUCUAGAAAGAGAUAAAUCUAUCUUACCAUUAGGAGUGUUUGAUAGUUUAGAAACUUUUUUGAUGAAGGGUGGAGAACAUCGAUGGACGGUUUUACAACAAAUGGUUAAUAUGGCAAGAGAUGUGGAAGAGAUGAUAAGGGAUGAAAUGUUUAAAACGGAAGGAUUUACUUGGAAGAUUUAUAUGGGUUUUCAUGCUGUUCCUUCUAUGAAUCACUUCAAAACUAAAAAACAUCACAAUUCAUUCCGUCCCGAUUUAGGUUUCUUCGUACCUUUAGCCUCUGUAGAAGGAUGGAUAAAAAUGGGGGAUGAAGAAAGUAUUCGACGGCAUGUCAGUGAAUUAAAUUCAUCCGAAAUUCUCCUUUCCUCACCUUUAUCUUGUUUCCGUUGUGAUGAGUCAUUUGGGAAUAUGCCAGAACUUAAAAGACAUUUAGAAGGGGAGUUUCAAGCUAGGAAGAAGAAAGCUUUGAAGGAGAUUGCAACUACGGGGAGACAGAGGGAUAGUGAUGUGAGCAGUGAAGAGUCGUAG
Tremella mesenterica DSM 1558 is the source of this 720-nucleotide messenger RNA. RefSeq lists its product as uncharacterized. Gene Ontology annotation, biological process: double-strand break repair; single strand break repair. Gene Ontology annotation, molecular function: double-stranded RNA binding; DNA 5'-adenosine monophosphate hydrolase activity; single-stranded DNA binding. Gene Ontology annotation, cellular component: nucleus. The record is from RefSeq and is a predicted model, not a curated record. Bases 1 to 720 code for a protein of 239 amino acids. The transcript has 3 exons. Lineage: Eukaryota; Fungi; Basidiomycota; Tremellomycetes; Tremellales; Tremellaceae.